Messenger RNA from Marmota monax (woodchuck), 18586 nucleotides. It is a transcript of the gene Ahnak2, whose product is annotated as AHNAK nucleoprotein 2. The transcript has 7 exons. Gene Ontology annotation, cellular component: nucleus; cytoplasm; costamere. Gene Ontology annotation, biological process: regulation of RNA splicing. Bases 318 to 17885 code for a protein of 5855 amino acids. Lineage: Eukaryota; Metazoa; Chordata; Mammalia; Rodentia; Sciuridae. Gene Ontology annotation, molecular function: protein binding. The record is from RefSeq and is a predicted model, not a curated record.
GCUCCCUGCCCUGGGCAGCCUGUCCCCUUUCAAUUUCAGCCCUGCGGCACCUGCCCCCUCACCACUCAGCAGUGUCUGGCCGGCAGCUGCAGCCCGAGGAGCCAGGUGCAGCUACUGAGGAGGACCGCACUGUGACUGAAGGGCCUGUGGACGAGGUCAUUCGGCCACGGCCACAGGGGUCCUCCCCUGUCUACGAAUGCACAGCAGAAGGCACUGGCUUUGGAGUCCAGGAAGACGCCCCGGGCCGGCGAGGCUCCUCAGGGAGGCGGAGGUCCUGGUGGAAGCGGGCCUCGGGGGACUCGCAGGUCUUCUCCAGGAUGAGCCACCCAGAGGCUGUGCGGGAAGUGACAGAGGUGACACUGGAGACUGAGGUGGAGGCAGGAGCCAGUGGUUACAGUGUCACAGGUGGGGGACACCAGGGGAUCUUUGUCAAGCAAGUGCUGAAGGACUCCUCGGCUGCCAAGCUAUUCAGUUUGAGAGAAGGGGAUCAGCUGCUUAGUGCCACCAUCUUCUUUGACAACAUUAAAUAUGAAGAUGCUCUCAAGAUACUUCAGUACUCGGAGCCUUACAAGAUCCAGUUCAGAAUCAAACGGAAACUGCCUGCCCCAGAGGGGGAGGAACUGGCCGUCUCUGGCCCUUGGCAAGACUCCCAGGGCAAGGAGCAGGACAAGGAUGUGACUGACGAGUGUACAGAGACCCCUACGAAGACCCUGGAGGCAGAUGGUGACCGGGAGAGGCUCAUCUCCAAGCCCAGGGAGAGCCGUGGCAGGCGCCCCCACGAAAGGCUCUCCUGGCCCAAAUUUCAAGCCCUAAAGAGCAAGCGGGGGCCUGGACCUCGGCGUUCACACAGUUCCUCCGAGGCACACGAGCCUGGAGAUGCACGAGACGUGUCCCCGACAAGCACAGACACAGAGGCCCAGCUGCAGGAGGAGCUCCAGGCACAGAAGGCAGGGCCAGGCCGCCAGAGGAGGAGGAAGUUCCUGAACUUCAGAUUCAAGAUGGGUUCAGGACAGGAGCCCUCUGCCGCAGGGCAACUGGGCAGAGAGGCCCACGGCAGGCCACAUCCUGCUGGGGUGCUGGGGGAAAUGGGCCCCUGGGAGGAUGGGCCAGGGGCCACAGGGGCUCCUGCGGGAGGCAGGCCCGAGGAGAGAGCACAGUGGCAAGAGGCUGGGCCGCCUGUGCAGCAGGGAAUGGAGCCAGGCCUUCCAGCACACGCCCUUGGUGACAGAGCUCCUGCAGAAGGGGUAGGGAUGGCUGCCAGGGGCCAAAGGGAGACACAACCCGUGAGCACCCAGCACAAAGCAGGGGAGCACAGCAAGCCCAGGAGCGGCACUGGCGCAGGCCGGGGGAUGAGCUGGGAGCAGGAAUGGGAAGAGAUUCAGAGUCUGGAAAUGGGGAUAGCAAGACUGUCCCUGCUGGACACCCAGGACCCAGGCAGCUCACAGACACACGGACCGGAAACACAGGUCCAAGUACGUGACUUAAAGACACCCAAAUUUGGAAUUUCCAAAGAAAAAGUAACAGAGACAGGAAAAGGUGGCAAAGGACUUGAAAAGAAGAAGGGAGAGCAGACAUCACCAGGAGAGGACGAGGGGGCCAGGACGGAGGCCACCGCAGAAGAGGACACACCAGUGGGCACAGGGCCCCAGGCAGACGCUGCAAGGAGGAAAGAACAAAAACAGAAGACACCAAAGACACCGCAGGACAAGGGGGAGACACAGAAAGAUGAGGACCCAGAGAGGAGGGAGGCCAAGGCGAAGAUGCCCAGGGCGCCAAGGAGCUCCAUGGGACGGUCACCAAGUCGGGAAGGGAGAGCAAGCUCACCUAGAGCAGGAGGGGAAGGGAAACGGGAGACGGCCCGCGAAGACAGGAGGGCGACGAGGGGACCUCACGCGGUGGGCACAGAAGACGCCCUGCCAGGGGAAGAGCAGGAGCAGAGACCAGUGGGAGCCACACAAAAGAGAGACGCGGAGACCACAGAGGAGAACGUCAAGAAGGGACACAGGGACCAGGACGCAGGAGAGGGCCGGCUCAGAAGGCCCACGUUCAAGAUGCCCUCCUUCAGCGGGUCCGCCGUCGGCAGGGCCUGGGACGCGUCUGUGGAGGUGAGGGCACCCAAGGUGGAGGCUGAUGUGGCCUUGCCUUCCACACAGGGUGACCUCAAGAGCUCUGACCUCAGCAUCCAGCUGCCUGCCACCAACUUGGACACCAGGGAUGGCCAGGUGGACGUGACCCUCCCCGAGGCCACCUUGCCUGAGGGAGACCUUCUGGCAGACACAGACUCUGGAGCUGGCCUGAAGGGACACCUACCCAAGAUGCAGAUGCCCAGCAUCAAGAUGCCCAAGGUGGACCUUAAGGGCCCCCAGGUGGACAUAAAGGGCCCCAAGCUGGAGGUGAAAGGCCCCAAGGUUGAGGUGAGUGCCCCCGACCUGGACAUGGAGCUGCCCUCUGGACAGGUGGACAUGCAGGCCCCCACCACCAAGCUGGAGGAGGACCUGGCCCUGGCAGACAAGGAAGUGGCCACCGGAGACAGCAAGUUCAAAAGGCCCAAGUUCAAGAUGCCCUCUUUUGGCAUCUCUGCCCCCAGCAAGACCUUGGACACAUCCAUGGAGGUGAAGGCACCCAAGGUGGAAGCCCAUGUGACCUUGCCCUCCAUCCAGGGUGAUCUCAAAGACCCUGACCUCCACAUGCAGCUGCCUGAAGCCAAUGUGGACAUCAGGGCUGGCCACAUGGACAUGACCCUCCCCGAGGCCACCCUGCCCAAGAAAGUGCUACUGGCAGCCCCUGAUGCUGAAGCUGGCCUUAAGGGGCACAAGGCCAAGGUGCAGAUGCCCAGCAUCAAGAUGCCCAAGGUGGACCUCAAGGGCCCUCAGGUAGAUGUCAAGGGCCCCAAGCUGGACAUGAAAGACAACAAGGGCGAGGUCAACACCCCUGACCUGGACGUGGAGCAGCCAUCAGUGCAGGUGGACAUAAAGGCCCCUGGUGCCAAGGUGGAAGGGGCCCUGGCCCUUGCAGAAAAGGACUUGGCCACUAAAGAGGGCAAGUUCAAAAUGCCCAAGUUCAAGAUGCCCUCCUUCGGCCUAUCUGCCCCCAGCAAGACAUUGGACACAUCCAUGGAGGUGAAGGCACCCAAGGUGGAGGCCGAUGUGGCCCUGCCCUCCAUCCAGAGUGACCUCAAAACCUCUGAACUCAGCAUCCAGAUGCCCACUGCUGACUUACAGGCUGGGACUGGACAGGUGGACUUGACCCUACCCAAGGCCACCCUGCCAAAGGGAGAGCUGCCGGCAGCCCCUCCAGCUGGAGCCAGCCUGAAGGGGCACUUGCCCAAGGUGCAGAUGCCCAGCAUCAAGAUGCCCAAGGUGGACCUCAAGGGCCCUCAGGUAGAUGUCAAGGGUCCCAAGCUGGACAUGAAAGGCAUCAAGGGCAGGGUGAGUGCCCCUGACCGGGACAUGGAACAGCCAUCACUGCAGGUGGACAUACAGGUUCCUGGUGAGAAGCUGGAUGGGGACCUGGCCCUGGCAGACAAGGACGUGGCCACCAAAGAGGACAAGUUCAAAAUGCCCAAGUUCAAGAUGCCCUCCUUUGGUGUGUCUGCCCCCAGCAAGACCUUGGACACGUCCGUGGAGGUGAAGGCACGCAAGGUGGAGGCCGAUGUGGCCCUGCCCUCCAUCCAGAGUGACCUCAAAACCUCUGACAUCAGCAUCCAGCUGCCUACAGCCGACCUGGAGGCUGGGGAUAGCCAGGGGGACGUGACCCUCCCCAAGGCCACCCUGCCUGAGGGAGAGCAGCCACCGGCUCCUCCUGCUGGAGCCAGCCUGAAGGGACACCUGCCCAAGGUGCAGAUGCCCAGCAUCAAGAUGCCCAAGGUGGACCUCAAGGGCCCCCAGGUGGACAUAAAGGGCCCCAAGCUGGAGGUGAAAGGCCCCAAGGUUGAGGUGAGUGCCCCCGACCUGGACAUGGAGCUGCCCUCUGGGCAGGUGGACAUACAGGCCUCCAGUGCCAAGCUAGAGGGGGACCUGGCCCUGGCAGACAAGGAAGUGGCCACCAAAGACAGCAAGUUCAAAAUGCCCAAGUUCAAGAUGCCGUCCUUCGGCCUGUCGGCCCCCGUCAAGACCUUGGACACAUCCAUGGAGGUGAAGGCACCCAAGGUGGAGGCCGAUGUGGCCCUGCCCUCCAUCCAGGGUGACCUCAAAACCUCUGACAUUAGCAUCCAGCUGCCAACUGCUGACCUGGACACCAGGGCUCGCCAGGUGGAAGUGACCCACCCCGAGGCCACCGUGCCUGAAGGAGAAUUUCAGGUGGCCCCUCCUGCUGGAGCCAGCCUGAAGGGGCACAUGCCCAAGAUGCAGAUGCCCAGCAUCAAGAUGCCCAAGGUGGACCUCAAGGGCCCCCAGGUGGACAUAAAGGGCCCCAAGCUGGAGGUGAAAGACCCCAAGGUUGAGGUGAGUGCCCCCGACCUGGACAUGGAGCUGCCCUCUGGGCAGGUGGACAUGCAGGCCCCCAGUGCCAAGCUGGAGGGGGAUCUGGCCCUGGCAGACAAGGAAGUGGACAUCAAAGACAGCAAGUUCAAAAUGCCCAAGUUCAAGAUGCCCUCCUUCAGUGUGUCUACCCCCAGCAAGACCUUGGACACGUCCGUGGAGGUGAAGGCACCCAAGGCGGAGGCCGAUGUGGCCCUGCCCUCCAUCCAGAGUGACCUCAAAACCUCUGAACUUGGCAUCCAGAUGCCCACUGCUGACCUAGAGGCUGGGACUGGACAGGUGGACUUGACCCUACCCAAGGCCACCCUGCCCAAGGGAGAGCUGCCGGCGGCCCCUCCUGCUGGAGCCAGCCUGAAGGGGCACCUGCCCAAGGUGCAGAUGCCCAGCAUCAAGAUGCCCAAGGUGGACCUCAAGGGCCCUCAGGUAGAUGUCAAGGGCCCCAAGCUGGACAUGAAAGACAACAAGGGCGAGGUCAACACCCCUGACCUGGACGUGGAGCAGCCAUCAGUGCAGGUGGACAUAAAGGCCCCUGGUGCCAAGGUGGAAGGGGCCCUGGCCCUUGCAGAAAAGGACUUGGCCACUAAAGAGGGCAAGUUCAAAAUGCCCAAGUUCAAGAUGCCCUCCUUCGGCCUAUCUGCCCCCAGCAAGACAUUGGACACAUCCAUGGAGGUGAAGGCACCCAAGGUGGAGGCCGAUGUGGCCCUGCCCUCCAUCCAGAGUGACCUCAAAACCUCUGACAUCAGCAUCCAGCUGCCUACAGCCAACCUGGAGGCUGGGGAUAGCCAGGGGGACGUGACCCUCCCCAAGACCACCCUGCCUGAGGGAGAGCUGAUGCCAGCCCCUCCAGCUGGAGCCAGCCUGAAGGGACACCUGCCCAAGGUGCAGAUGCCCAGCAUCAAGAUGCCCAAGGUGGACCUCAAGGGCCCCCAGGUGGACAUAAAGGGCCCCAAGCUGGAGGUGAAAGGCCCCAAGGUUGAGGUGAGUGCCCCCGACCUGGACGUGGAGCUGCCCUCUGGGCACAUGGACAUACAGGCCCCCAGUGCCAAGCUGGAGGGGGAUCUGACCCUGGCAGACAAGGAUGUGGACACCAAAGACAGCAAGUUCAAAAUGCCCAAGUUCAAGAUGCCGUCCUUCGGCCUGUCGGCCCCCGUCAAGACAUUGGGCGCGUCUGUGGAGGUGAAGGCGCCCAAGGUGGAGGUUGAUGUGGCCCUGCCCUCCAUCCAGGGUGACCUCAAAACCUCUGACAUCAGCAUCCAGCUGCCCCCCGCCGAAAUGGGGGACAGGGCUGGCCAGGUGGACCUGACCCUCCCUGAGGCCACCCUGCCUAAGGAAGAGCUGCCGGCGGCCCCUGCUGAUGGAGCCAGCCUGAAGGGGCACCUGCUCAAGGGGCAGAUGCCCAGCAUCAAGAUGCCCAAGGUGGACCUCAAGGGCCCUCAGGUAGAUGUCAAGGGUCCCAAGCUGGACAUGAAAGGCAUCAAGGGCAGGGUGAGUGCCCCUGACCGGGACAUGGAACAGCCAUCACUGCAGGUGGACAUACAGGUUCCUGGUGAGAAGCUGGAUGGGGACCUGGCCCUGGCAGACAAGGACGUGGCCACCAAAGAGGACAAGUUCAAAAUGCCCAAGUUCAAGAUGCCCUCCUUAGGCGUGUCCGCCCUAGGAAAGGCCUUGGAAGCAUCUGUGGAGGUGAAGGCGCCCAAGGUGAAGGAUGAUGUGGCCUUGCUGUCCACACAGGGUGACCUCAUGAGCUCUGACCUCAGCAUCCAGCUGCCCACUGCAGAUCUGGACACCAGGGAUGGUCAAGUUUAUGUGACACUCCACGAGGCCACCCUGCCUGAGGGAGAGCUGCCAGUGGCACCUGACACUAAAUCCGGCCUAAAGGGGCACCAGCCCAAGGUGCAGAUGCCCAGAUUCAAGAUGCCCAAGGUAGACAUCAAGGGCCCUCAGGUAGAUGUCAAGGGCCCCAAGCUGGACGUGAAAGGCUCUAGGGGCGAGGUGAGUGGCCCCGACCUGGACAUGGAGCUGCCCUCUGGGCAGGUAGACAUACAGGCCCCCAGUGCCAAGCUGGAGGGGGACCUGGCCCUGGCAGACAAGGAAGUGGCCACCAGAGACAGCAAGUUCAAAAUGCCUGAGUUCAAGAUGCCCUCUUUUGGCAUCUCUGCCCCUGGCAAGACCUUGGACGCGUCUUUGGAGGAGAAGGGGCCCAAGGUGGAGGUUGAUGUGGCCCUGCCCUCCAUCCAGGGUGACCUCAAAGCCUCUGACCUCAGCAUUCAGCUGCCCACCACUGGCCUGGAGGCUGGGACUGGCAAGGUGGACGUGACCGUCCCCGAGGCCACCCUGUCCGAGGGAGAGAUUCCGGCUACCCCUGCUGCUGGAGCCAAGCUGAAGGGGCACCUGCCCAAGAUGCAGAUGCACAGCAUCAAGAUGCCUAAGGUGGACCUCAAGGGGCCCCAGUUGGACAUCCAGGGCCCCAAGCUGGAGGUGAAAGGCACCAAGGUCGAAGUGAGCACCCCUGUCAUGGAUGUGGAACAGCCAUCAGUGCAGGUGGACAUACAGGCUCCUGGUGCCAAGGUGGAGGGGGACCUGGCCCUGGCAGACAAGGACGUGGCCACCAAAGAGGGCAAGUUCAAAAUGCCCAAGUUCAAGAUGCCCUCCUUAGGCGUGUCUGCCCCAGGAAAGGCCUUGGACACAUCAGUGGAAGUGAAGGUGGCCAAGGUGGAAGCCGAUGUGACCUUGCCUUCCAUACAUGGUGACCUCAAGAGCUCUGACCUCAGCAUCCAACUGCCCACCGCAGCCCUAAACACCAGGGAUGGCCAGGAGGAUGUGACUCUCUAUGAGGCCACCCUGCCUGAGGGAGAGCUCCUGGCAGCCCCUGACUCAGGUCCCAGCCUGAAGGGGCAUCUGCCCAAGGUGCAGAUGCCCAGCAUCAAGAUGCCCAAGGUGGACCUCAAGGGCCCCAAACUGGAUGUGAAAGGCCCCAAGAGCGGGGUGAGUAGCUUUGACCUGGAGAUGGAGCUGCCAUUAGGACAGGUGGACAUACAGGCCCCCACCACCAAGAUGGAGGGGGAUCUGGCCCUGGAAGAUAAGGAAGUGGCCACCAGAGACAGCAAGCUCAAAAGGCCGAAGUUCAAGAUGCCGUCUUUUGGCAUCUCUGUCCCCGGCAAGACCUUGGGUGCAUCUGUGGAGGUGAAGGCACCCAAGGAGGUGGCCGAUGUGGUCCUGCCCUCCAACCAGAGUGACCUCAAAAGCUCUGACCUCAGCAUCCAGCUGCCCCCCGCCGACAUGGGUGACAGGGCUGGCCAGGUGGACGUGACCCUCCCCGAGGCCACCCUGCCUAAAGGAGAGCUGCCGGCGGCCCCUGCUGAUGGAGCCAGCCUGAAGGGGCACCUGCCCAAGGUGCAGAUGCCCAGCAUCAAGAUGCCCAAGGUGGACCUCAAGGGCCCUCAGGUAGAUGUCAAGGGCCCCAAGCUGGACAUGAAAGACAACAAGGGCGAGGUCAACACCCCUGACAUGGACGUGGAGCAGCCAUCAGUGCAGGUGGACAUAAAGGCCCCUGGUGCCAAGGUGGAAGGGGCCCUGGCCCUUGCAGAAAAGGACUUGGCCACUAAAGAGGGCAAGUUCAAAAUGCCCAAGUUCAAGAUGCCCUCCUUCGGCCUAUCUGCCCCCAGCAAGACAUUGGACACAUCCAUGGAGGUGAAGGCACCCAAGGUGGAGGCCGAUGUGGCCCUGCCCUCCAUCCAGAGUGACCUCAAAACCUCUGAACUCAGCAUCCAGAUGCCCACUGCUGACCUACAGGCUGGGACUGUACAGGUGGACUUGACCCUACCCAAGGCCACCCUGCCAAAGGGAGAACUGCCGGCGGCCCCUCCAGCUGGAGCCAGCCUGAAGGGGCACUUGCCCAAGGUGCAGAUGCCCAGCAUCAAGAUGCCCAAGGUGGACCUCAAGGGCCCCCAGGUGGACAUAAAGGGCCCCAAGCUGGAGGUGAAAGACCCCAAGGUUGAGGUGAGUGCCCUCGACCUGGACAUGGAGUUGCCCUCUGGGCACAUGGACAUACAGGCGUCCAGUGCCAAGCUGGAGGGGGAACUGGCCCUGGAAGACAAGGAAGAGGCCAUUAAAGACAGUAAGUUCAAAAUGCCCAAGUUCAAGAUGCCCUCCUUUGGUGUGUCUGCCCCCAGCAAGACCUUGGACACGUCCGUGGAGGUGAAGGCACCCAAGGUGGAGGCCGAUGUGGCCCUGCCCUCCAUCCAGAGUGACCUCAAAACCUCUGAACUCAGCAUCCAGCUGCCUACAGCCGACCUGGAGGCUGGGGAUAGCCAGGGGGACGUGACCCUCCCCAAGACCACCCUGCCUGAGGGAGAGCAGCCACCAGCUCCUCCUGCUGGAGCCAGGCUGAAGGGACACCUGCCCAAGGUGCAGAUGCCCAGCAUCAAGAUGCCCAAGGUGGACCUCAAGGGCCCCCAGGUGGACAUAAAGGGCCCCAAGCUGGAGGUGAAAGGCCCCAAGGUUGAGGUGAGUGCCCCCGACCUGGACAUGGAGCUGCCCUCUGGGCAGGUGGACAUACAGGCCCCCAGUGCCAAGCUGGAGGGGGAUCUGACCCUGGCAGACAAGGAAGUGGCCACCAAAGACAGCAAGUUCAAAAUGCCCAAGUUCAAGAUGCCCUCCUUCAGUGUGUCUACCCCCAGUAAGACCUUGGACACGUCCGUGGAGGUGAAGGUGCCCAAGGCAGAGGCCGAUGUGGCCCUGCCCUCCAUCCAGAGUGACCUCAAAACCUCUGAACUCGGCAUCAAGAUGCCCACUGCCGACCUAGAGGCUGGGACUGGACAGGUGGACUUGACCCUACCCAAAGCCACCCUGCCCAAGGGAGAGCUGCCGGCGGCCCCUCCUGCUGGAGCCAGCCUGAAGGGGCACUUGCCCAAGGUGCAGAUACCUAGCACCAAGAUGCCCAAGGUGGACCUCAAGGAGCCCCAAGUGGACGUCAGGGGCCCCAAGCUGGACAUAAAAGAGUCCAAGGUCGAGGAAAGUACCCCCGACAUCGACAUGGAGUUUCCCUCCAUACAGGUGGACAUAGAGACCCCCAGUGCCAAGCUAGACGGGGACCUGGCCCUGGCAGACAAGGACGUGGCCACCAAAGAGGACAAGUUCAAAAUGCCCAAGUUCAAGAUGCCCUCCUUAGGCGUGUCCGCCCUAGGAAAGGCCUUGGACGCGUCUGUGGAGGUGAAGGCGCCCAAGGUGGAGGAUGAUGUGGCCUUGCUGUCCACACAGGGUGACCUCAUGAGCUCUGACCUCAGCAUCCAGCUGCCCACUGCUGACCUGGACACCAGGGAUGGUCAAGUUUACGUGACACUCCACGAGGCCACCCUGCCUGAGGGAGAGCUGCCAGUGGCACCUGACACUAAAUCCGGCCUAAAGGGGCACCAGCCCAAGGUGCAGAUGCCCAGAUUCAAGAUGCCCAAGGUAGACAUCAAGGGCCCCCAGGUAGAUAUCAAGGGCCCCAAGCUGGAUGUGAAAGGCUCUAGGGGCGAGGUGAGUGGCCCCGACCUGGACAUGGAGCUGCCCUCUGGGCAGGUAGACAUACAGGCCCCCAGUGCCAAGCUGGAGGGGGACCUGGCUCUGGCAGACAAGGAAGUGGCCACCAGAGACAGCAAGUUCAAAAUGCCCGAGUUCAAGAUGCCCUCUUUUGGCAUCUCUGCCCCUGGCAAGACCUUGGACGCGUCCAUGGAGGUGAAAGGGCCCAAGGAGGAAGCCGAUGUGGUCCUGCCCUCCAACCAGAGUGACCUCAAAAGCUCUGACCUCAGCAUCCAGCUGCCCACUGCCAGGACUGAACAGAUAGACGUGACCCUUCUCAAGGAAGGCCUGCCCAAGGGAGAGCUGCCGGUAGCUCUUCCUGCUGGAGCCAGCCUGAAGGGGCACCUGCCCAAGGUGCAGAUGCCCAGCAUCAAAAUGCCCAAGGUGGACCUCAAGGGGCCCCAGGUAGAUGUCAAAAGUCCCAAUUUGGAUGUGAAAGGCACCAAGGGCCAGGUGAGCACCCCUGACCUGGACAUGGAGCAGCCAUCAGUGCAGGUGGACAUACAGGUUCCUGGUGCCAAGCUGGAAGGGGACCUGGCCCUGACAGACAAGGAAGUGAUCACCAAAGAGGGCAAGUUCAAAAUGCCCAAGUUCAAGAUGCCCUCCUUCGGCAUGUCUGCCACUGGAAAGGCCUUGGACGCAUCUGUUGACAUAAAAGUGCCUAAAGUAGAGGCCGAUGUGGCCUUGCCUUCCACACAGGGUGACCUCAUGAGCUCAGAACUCAGCAUCCAACUGCCCACCGCUAACCUAGACACCAGGGAUGGCCAGGAGGAUGUGACCCUCCAUGAUAGCCCCCUGCCUAAGGAAGAGCUGCCAGGGGAACCUGACAUUAAAUCUGGCCUAAAGGGGCACCAGCCCAAAGUGCAGAUGCCCAGAUUCAAGAUGCCCAAGGUGGACCUCAAGGGGCCCCAAGUGGACAUAAAGGGCCCCAAGGUGGACGUGAAAGGCCCCAAGGUCGAGGUGAGUGUCCCAGACCUGGACAUGGAGCUUCCCUCUGGGCAGGUGGACAUACAGGCCCCCAACACCAAGAUGGAGGAGGACCUGGUUCUGGAAGACAAAGAAGUGGCCACCAGAGACAGCAAGUUCAAAAGGCCCAAGUUCAAGAUGCCCUCCUUCGGCAUCUCUGUCCCGGGCAAGACCUUGGAUGCAUCUGUGGAGGUGAAGGCACCCAAGGAGGUGGCCGAUGUGGUCCUGCCCUCCAUCCAGAGUGACCUCAAAACCCCUGACCUCAGUAUCCAGCUGCCCACCGCCGACCUGGAGACCAGGGCUGGCCAGGUGGACGUGACCUUCUCUGAGGCCACCCUGCCCAAGAAAGAGCUGCCGGCGGCCCCUCCUGCUGGAGCCAGCCUGAAGGGGCACCUGCCCAAGGUGCAGAUGCCCAGCAUCAAGAUGCCCAAGGUGGACCUCAAGGGCCCCCAGGUAGAUGUCAAGGGCCCCAAGCUGGACAUGAAAGGCACCAAGGUUGAGGUGAGUGUCCCCGACUUUGACAUGGAGCUGCCCUCUGUGCAGGUAGACAUAGAGGCCCCUGGUGCCAAGCUAGAGGGGGACCUGGCCCUGGCAGACAAGGAUGUGGACACCAAAGACAGCAAGUUCAAAAUGCCCAAGUUCAAGAUGCCGUCCUUCAGCAUCUCUGCCCCCGGCAAGAUCUUGGACACGACUAUGGAGGUGAAGGCGCCCAAAGUGGAGGUCGAUGUGCCCUCUAUCCAGGGUGACCUUGAAGCCUCUGACCUCAGCAUCCAGCUGCCUGCCACCCACCCUGACGCCAGGGCUGGCCAGGGGGACGUGACAUUCCCUGAUGCCACCCGGCCCAAUGGAGAGCUUCCGGCUACCCCUGCUGCUGGAGCCAGCCUGAAGGGGCACCUGCCCAAGGUGCAGAUGCCCAGCAUCAAGAUGCCCAAGGUGGACCUCAAGGGGCCCCAGGUAGAUGUCAAGGGCCCCAAGCUGGACAUGAAAGGCACCAAGGUUGAGGUGAGUGUCCCCGACUUUGACAUGGAGCUGCCCUCUGUGCAGGUAGACAUAGAGGCCCCUGGUGCCAAGCUAGAGGGGGACCUGGCCCUGGCAGACAAGGAUGUGGACACCAAAGACAGCAAGUUCAAAAUGCCCAAGUUCAAGAUGCCGUCCUUCAGCAUCUCUGCCCCCGGCAAGAUCUUGGACACGACUAUGGAGGUGAAGGCGCCCAAAGUGGAGGUCGAUGUGCCCUCUAUCCAGGGUGACCUUGAAGCCUCUGACCUCAGCAUCCAGCUGCCUGCCACCCACCCUGACGCCAGGGCUGGCCAGGGGGACGUGACAUUCCCUGAUGCCACCCGGCCCAAUGGAGAGCUUCCGGCUACCCCUGCUGCUGGAGCCAGCCUGAAGGGGCACCUGCCCAAGGUGCAGAUGCCCAGCAUCAAGAUGCCCAAGGUGGACCUCAAGGGGCCCCAGGUAGAUGUCAAAGGACCCAAGCUGGACUUGAAAGGCACCAAAGGUGAGGUGAGCACCCCAGACCUGAUGGUGGAGCAGCCAUCAGUGCAGGUGGACAUACAGGCUCCUGGCGCCAAGGUGGAGGGGGACCUGGCCCUGGCAGAAAAGGACGUGGCCACCAAAGAGGGCAAGUUCAAAAUGCCCAAGUUCAAGAUGCCCUCCUUAGGCAUGUCUGCCCCAGGAAAGGCCUUGGACACGUCUGUGGAGGUGAAGGCGCCCAAGGUGGAGGCUGAUGUGACCUUGUCUUUCACACAUGGUGACCUCAAGAGCUCUGACCUCCACAUGCAGCUGCCUACUGCUGACCUGGACAGGAGAGAUGGCCAUGUGGAUAUGACCCUCCAUGAGACUGCCCAGCCUGAGGGAGAGCUCCUAGCAGCCCCUGAUUCAGGAGCCAGCCUGAAGGGGCUCCUGCCCAAGGUGCACAUGCCCAGCAUCAAGAUGCCCAAGGUGGACCUCAAGGGCCCCAAGCUAGACGUGAAAGGUUCCAAGGGCGAGGUGAGUGUCCCAGACCUGGAGAUGGAGCUGCCCUCCAUGCAGGUGGACAUACAGACCCCCAGUGCCAAUUUGGAGGGGGACCUGGCCCUAUUAGAGGAGGAUGUGGCCACCAAAGAGGGCAAGUUCAAAAUGCCCAAGUUCAAGAUGCCCUCCGUAGGCUUGUCUGCCCCAGGAAAGGCCUUGGACACGUUGGUGGAGGUGAAGGUGCCCAAGAUGAAGGCUGAUGUGGACAUGCCCUCCAUUGAGGGCGACCUCAAAGGCUCUGACCUCUGCAUACAGCUGCCCGACACCGACCUGGACUCCAGGGCUCUCCAGGUGGAUGUGACCCUCCCCGAGGCCACCUUGCCGGAGGAAGAGCUUCUGGUGGCCUCUGCUGCUGUAUCCAGCCUGAAGGGGCACCUGCCCAAGGUGCAGAUGCCCAGCAUCAAGAUGCCCAAGGUGGACCUCAAAGAGUCCCAGGUGGACGUCAAGGGCCCCAAGCUGGACAUAAAAGGCUCCAAGGGCAGGGUGAGCACCCCCGACCUGGAGCUGCCUUCUGUGCAAGUGGAUAUUCAAGCCCCUGGUGCCCAGCUUGAGGGGGACCUGGCCCUGGCAGACAAGGAGGUGGCCACCAAAGAGGGCAAGUUCAAAAUGCCCAAGUUCAAGAUGCCCUCCUUUGGCAUGUCUGCCCCAGGAAAGGCCUUGGACACGUCUGUGGAGGUGAAGAGGCCCAAGGUGGAGGCCGAUGUGGCCCUGCCCUCCAUUCAGGGAGACCUCAAGGACUCUGACCUCAGCAGCCAGCUGUCUGCCACUGACUUGGAGGCUGGCGCUGGCCAGGUAGACGUGACCCUCCCCAAGCCCACCCUGCUCGAGGGAGAGCUGCAGGCGGCCCCUGACUCUGGAAUAGGCCUGAAGGGGCAUCUGCCCAAGAUGCAGAUGACCAGCAUCAAGAUUCCCAAGGUGGACCUCAAGGGGCCCCUGGUGGAUGUCAAAGGCCCCAAGGGUGAGGAGAGCACCCCAAACCUGGACAUGGAGCUGCCCUCUAUGGAGGUGGACAUACAGGCCCCCAGUGCCAAGCUAGAGGGGGACCUGGCCCUGGCAGACAAGGAAGUGGCCACCAAAGACAGCAAAUUCAAAAUGCCCAAGUUCAAGAUGCCCUCGUUCAGCCUGUCUGCCCAAGGAAAGGCUUCGGAUGCAUCCGUGGAUGUGAAGGUGCCCAAGGUGGAGGCCAAUGUGACCCUGCCGUCCAUUCAGGGCGACAUCAAAAGCUCUGAGCUCAGCAUCCAGCUGCCCACCGACCACCUGCAGGCUGGGCCCGGUGAGGUGGAUGUGACCCUCUCUGAGGCUGCCCUGCCCGAGGGAGAGGUGCCAGUGGCCACAGUCUCUGGAGCCAGCCUGAAGGGGCACGUGCCCAAGGUGCAGAUGCCCAGCAUCAAGAUGCCCAAGGUGGAUGUCAAGGGCCCCCAGGUGGACACAAAGGGCCCCAAGCUGGAGGUGAAGAGCCCCAAGGGUGAGGUGCUCCCCUCUGAACUUGAUGUGGAGCAGCCCUCCGUGCAGGUGGACACACAGGUCCCCGGCGCUAAGCUGGAGGGGGACCUGGUUGUGGCAGGGGACUUGGCCCCUGAAGACAUCAAGUUGGAAAGUGGUGAUGUAGACACGCCUUUUUCAAAACGAGAAUCAGAAUUGACAUUUCAUAGACCCCAUUUUAAAUUUUCUAAAUUGUUCAGUCCUCAUAAGAAAUCCCCUCGGGGUACUGCUGGCGUGGAAGAGGCCCCCGGGGCCUGCCUCCUCCGCGUGUCCCCAACAUCAUCCUCACAGGUCUCUGGGGUGGAAUCGCAGGAGUGCACGGUGUCUGGGGUCACUUCCUCUGUGGAGAGUCCCAGUUUUCUCACGUCUGACCUUCCUUUUGCUAGAGCUGACGGUGCUGCGGGGCGCACUGGGCCCCCUGUUGUCACGGGUAGUGAGCGUCCCUCGCUGAGCCAGCCCCCGGAGGCCUGCUUUCCUCCGGGUUCCAGAGCCGAGUGCCCGCAGGCCUCCUGCUCUCCACAGCGGGGCGCUCCUUCUGCUGGUUCUGAGAGCUCUGUUGUCUGUGUGUCCUCCCCUGAGCAUCAGUCAGGCCCAGAGGACCCCGAGCCUCCUGCAUUCCAUGCCCGGGUGACUUUUCCUAAAUUCCACAAGCCAAAAUUUGGGUUUUCCUGUGCUGCUGCAGCUGUUGCUGAGGCAGAUUCACGUGCUGCCGAGGAUAGCCCAGGCCUGUCUCUCCUCUGCCCUGUUGAGGGAGUGGAUUCGUUAGGUGAGGGUGCCGUGGUGACCGGUCUGCCUGCCUCUCAGCCCCUGUCCUCAGGUGUCCCUGAGUCCCCAGGGAGGGAGGAGCACUUGGGUCUGGCUGUCGUUGGAGGCCCAGCUGAAGCUGCUGACCGUGAUGGGAAGGGCAGUCCCUUUAAGAUGCCUCGCCUCAAGCUCCCGUCUUUUAGCUGGUCUCCGAAAAAGCAGGCAGUGGUAACAGGGGACCCUGGGGGCCACCCAGAGGACGCCACACUCAGCCUGGUUCUGGACACAGACGAAAUGCAUACCCAGCACACGGUCCAGGUGCCCCCAACGGAAGCUCAAAUGCAUCUGCCUUCAGAGAAGGAAGGAGAGAAAGGGAGGCCAAGGAAGCCUGCCUUGGCCAUGCCCAGACUUCCACUUCCCAGACGGCAGGCUUCCAAGGCGCGGGAGAGCUUGCCUCCAGGAGACACAGACGCUGCAUUGUCCAGUACCACAGAUGGAAACGACACCGAAGCCACAGAGAGGGCCAGCUGUGAUGGUGGUCAGGGAGACACUGGCGUGACGGCCGGCCCCCUGGAAGGAGAUGGGGGGCAUGUCCAGGUGCCACAGGCCCAUCCUCCCAGUUUGGGUUUUGACAAACCCAAGGUGGAGGUGAGUCUGUCGAAGGCUGACCUGCACCUUCCCAAACAUGACCUGGCUAUCAGAGGUGACAGCAAAGAAAGCCGGCUCGGGGACCUCUCCAUGAGCCAGUCCCAUGGGGAGAGGAUGGCACACCCCGAGGAUGUCCCCACUGUGGAAAGCCCAGAGGGGGGCACUACCACCAGAGCAGCACCGGCAGACUCGCAGGCACACUGGUUCAGGAUGCCCACGUUGCGCGUGCCUGGCUUCAGGCGCUCUUCCUCCAAGGAGCAAGGGGGACCCCGGGAGCAGGACACAGCCGAGAUAUGCAGGCUGGCUGCCCCCACACCAGCAGAGGCAGCCCCCGAUCCUGGGUCAAUGGCAGAGGCAAGUGUGUCCCCACGGCCCCUAGAAGCCCAGAUGGAAGGGGCCGCUCCUGAGAGUGAAUCCUACGCAGACGUCCCAAGGUGUCAUCUUGAGAGCCCCAGCUUAAAGCUGCACUUCCCCACUGCUCCAGUGUCCGAGUCGGGCCUGCCCAGCCCUGGGGGCGGGACCCAUCCAGCCAUAGACCCCCUUCCCCUUCAGAUCCCUGGAGUGAGGCCUUCUGAACCCUUGGCUCCACCAGGAGAAGCACGUGGGGAGCCUCUUUCCCAGCCAGGAGGAUGUGACCUUGCCAAGGCAGAGGCAAGAACAGAGAUGUGGUCCUUCCAGCCCAAAGGUCCUCUGAAACUGAAGGCUUCCAGCACUGACGUGCCAUCCCAGGUUUCCGUGGUGAACGUGAAUCAGCUCUGGGAAGAUUCUGUGCUAACAGUCACAUUCCCCAAACUGAAGGUGCCCAGGUUCUCCUUCCCUGUGCCCAGCUCCGAGGCGGAUGUGUUCUUUCCUGUGGUGAGGGCAGUGCCCUGCAUGGAGGCAGGCACAGAGGUGGCCCUUCUCCAGGACAGUCCUGGGCUCUGGGGAGCCAGCCUCCUGAGGGCCUCUGGCACUGUGGUGCCCGGGGAGCAGCCUGAGGGCCCUGACCUCUCCUCAGAGGUGUCCCCAGUUUCUAAGGUCAGAGUGCACAUUCAGGAGUCCCAGGGUGAGAGUCAAGGGGUCACCAUUUGCAGCAAUGUGCAAGGAGAGUGCUCUGAUAUGGCAGCACCCGAGGCCUCUUCCACUCAGAUUGUGCGGGAAUCUGAGAUCCCCACGUCCACGGUUCAGAUGCCUUCCUAUGGGUUCUCCUUGCUGAAGGUGAAAAUCCCAGAGCUCCCUGCACAGGCUAGCACGUACACCACAGCUCAAGACUCCGCAGCAGGGGAGCACUCGGGAGGGUCCCCAGGAGGAGACACCGUUCCUGGAGAUCCGCAGCCUGACACUGGAGAGCCAUUUGAGAUGAUCUCCGGCAGUGCCAACCUGCUGGGGCCACCAACAUUCCCGAGUGAGGCUUGCUCUGGCCUCCAGCUUGCAGACAGUGGCUCUGAUGAGGAGCCAGCAGAAAUUCUCGAGUUUCCCCUUGACGACCGCCCGGAGGCAACGACCCCGCUGGCAGGUGAAGACAGGGCUCCCAAAGAGAAGCCAGAAGGUAAAAAGUCUUCUGGGCUGUUGUGGUCUUGGCUUCCAAACAUCGGGUUCUCUUCCACCAGCGAGACCAGUGCCGAUGCCAGGGAUGACGCCCAGAGGUGUGCUCCCAUCCAGACACAGCCUGGGGCACGGCCAGACCCGGAGCCCGAGAAGAAGCAGGACAGGGCAGGCUGGUUCCGGUUUCCCAGACUAGGGUUCUCCUCUUCCCCUGCCAAGAAGGGCAAAAGCUCGGAGGAGGAGGCAGGUCUGCCCGGGCAAAAGCUGCAGGAAGAAACAGUCACCUUCUUUGACGCCCGAGAAAGUUUUUCCCCUGAAGAGGAGGAUGAUGAGGUGGCAGCAGGGGCUGCAGGUGCCAGGCUGGGGUCCAGAGUGAUGGUGGCAUCCCCAGCAAGAACAGAGCUGAUCCUGUUGGAGGACAGCAAAAGUGUUGGCGAAGGGCCUGUGCCCAGGCCCGCAACUGAAUGAGGGUAAGAGAGGUGCGGCCAGUCAGCAGGAGAGAGAUGCAGAGGGCAGGGGUGGAGUGCCUGGGGGCGCUGGGCUGGCCGCACACGCAUCCACCUGGAUAACGGACCGGAGAACCAAGCAGAAAUGAACAUGAACAUCUGGGUCACAUGGCCCAACCUUCCUAAAAUGGAACCAAAAACGUGACCAGCUCCCUCCAAGCUUUGGGAGCACAGAGGUGCCCAGACUCCCACCUGUAUGGAUUCACUCAGCAUCGUGGGGCCACUGGAGGCACAGCUGGAGAAGCCUGCUGGUCUGCAUGCAUGAGCUCCAAGCGGCCUGCAGGAACGCCCAGAGGGGCCGCGCUCCUGACGGCAGGGUUCUUGUGCCCACGGGUGUCGAGGCGGUUGGCGUAACCUGUGCCCUGCGUUGCCAUCUCGUGGUGAAGCCAGUUCUCUGGCUCCAGGCGGAGCACGCGGUGUUCUUGAAAACCUGUUACUGGCUCACGUACAAGCUGGCUCCUUUGUCAACAUCCUCCUCGUGGCCAGCUCCAGGAUGCCUUGCGAUGAUGCUGGGCACACAGGAGAUGGCCAACGGUUGCCUGAUGGGAACUAAGUGGCGACAGAUGUUAGGACACCUGAGAGUCAUCACGAGACACCGAUGUGUUCUCCUCAGUUUCUCCAGUGUGCACAGCCCCACGCCGUGGCCCCAGCACCCCUUGAUGU